GUACAAAGCCAGUCAGAGUGGCAACCGUGGUUUGUGAAUAGAGUUACUUCUAACUACGUAACAACCAACAUUGUAAUUUGUUAUUGACGAUUGUUUGUAUAUCGGCCAUUUUUGUUUAAUAUAUUUCAGUGCAGGCUAACGAGCGUGGUUUGUGCUUUCAAAACCUUUUAUUUUCACGAGUCUUAACUUCGUGCGUUUUGUUUUUUGAACCAAUUAUUCUACACCGAAAUCGACUCGAGAUGGACUUGAGCUUAGACGAACUUAUCAAGAGCAAACGGUCAACAUCCCGCGGUGGACGUCGUGGCGGCGGAAGACAAGGCGGAUCUAGAGGCGGUGGUGUUAAACGCGGUGGUGGUGGCGGUGGAGGAUCGAAUUUCCGAUCAAAUGGUGCUGCCGGCGGCGGUGGCGGUGGCCCCAUGCGCAGAGGCAGGCCGAUGGCGAGGCGUUCAAAUGGAUUUAGUCCUUAUUCUAAGGGUGAUGUGAAUGGAUCAUGGACUCAUGAUAUGUACGAAGGACCUAAAAGACAACAAAUGAGGGGUGGUCUAUCUACUACCAGUAUUCAUAAAAUAGUCAUAUCAAAUUUGGAUUUUGGAGUUACAUCAACAGAUAUACAGGAACUUUUUGAUGAAUUUGGACCAUUAAAAACUGCUACAGUUCACUAUGACAGAUCAGGAAGGUCUUUAGGAACAGCUGAUGUUGUUUUCGACAGUAAGAAUGCUGCAUUAAAAGCAGUCCGUCAAUAUAACAACGUACCUCUGGAUGGUCGUCCCAUGAAGAUAGAACUUGCUACGGACUUAUCUACUGUUGCUAAUCUUGCUACACGUCUGAGUAGACCAGCCCAAUUACCUGUCAGGGGUACUCGUGGUGGAGUUAGAGGUAACCGUGGUAACACCAGAGGUGGCCGCGGUAAUACUCGUGGCAACAGCAGAGGACGAGGUGGAGGCAGUAACAGAGGUGGCAGGAAUAAUGAAAAAAAGAUGCCAAAUAAAGAUGAAUUAGAUGCACAACUUGAUAGUUUUAUUAAAAGCAAGAAUAACUGAUUGAUUUAUGUACUUAUUUCUUUAUUUUCUAAUA
Myzus persicae (green peach aphid) is the source of this 1074-nucleotide messenger RNA. RefSeq names its product THO complex subunit 4-like. Lineage: Eukaryota; Metazoa; Arthropoda; Insecta; Hemiptera; Aphididae. Gene Ontology annotation, biological process: mRNA export from nucleus. Gene Ontology annotation, cellular component: nucleus. Gene Ontology annotation, molecular function: mRNA binding. The transcript has 5 exons. The coding region runs from base 240 to 1040 and encodes 266 amino acids. The record is from RefSeq and is a predicted model, not a curated record.